Lytechinus pictus (painted urchin) is the source of this 3177-nucleotide messenger RNA. RefSeq lists its product as uncharacterized. Gene Ontology annotation, molecular function: alpha-L-arabinofuranosidase activity; xylan 1,4-beta-xylosidase activity. The coding region runs from base 33 to 2054 and encodes 673 amino acids. The record is from RefSeq and is a predicted model, not a curated record. NCBI's taxonomy places the organism in Eukaryota, Metazoa, Echinodermata, Echinoidea, Temnopleuroida, Toxopneustidae. Gene Ontology annotation, biological process: xylan catabolic process; arabinan catabolic process. Gene Ontology annotation, cellular component: plant-type cell wall. The transcript is spliced from 10 exons.
GCCAAAGAUCUAGUCAGAAUCAGAAAUGUUAUAUGAAAAUGACGGGGAAAAUGGUUAGAAUAGUUCUCGCAGGACUAUUCAUUUUCUCUCUCAUAAGAAUUAGUGUUGGGAAUGGCGAGUUUGCAUCAAAGAGUGAACUUCCUUUUUGGAACCAUUCCUUGCCAUGGGACCAGCGUUUAGACGAUUUAUUAAAUCGUUUAAAAGUGGAUGAUAUGACCUACCAGCUCGCGAGGGGAGGAGCGGAUCCCAACGGCCCAGCUCCGGGGAUCAGUCGUCUGCAGAUUGGCAAGUAUGUUUGGAACACCGAGUGCCUGCGCGGGGAUGCUAAGGCGAAGAAUGCCACUGCCUUUCCACAAGCUCUCGGCCUAGCUGCAGCUUUCAGCCGUGACCUCCUAUUUCAAGUUGCCAAUGCAACCGGCUAUGAGGUCAGAGCUAAGAACAACUACUACAAAGCACAUGGAGACUUUAACAAUCAUCAAGGAUUGAGUUGCUUCAGUCCUGUUAUCAACAUCAUGAGACAUCCAUACUGGGGAAGAAACCAAGAGACAUACGGUGAGGACCCAUACCUGACGGGAGAGCUUGCUAAGAGCUUUGUACGGGGACUCCAGGGCAACCAUCCUAGGUACAUUCUGGCUAACGCUGGAUGUAAACAUUUUGCAGCUUAUUCUGGACCUGAAAACUACCCCUCAUCAAGGUUCUCAUUCAAUGCCAAGGUGUCAGAUAAAGAUUUGCAGGUGACAUUUUUCCCAGCAUUUAAAGAGUGCAUCAAGGCUGGAACAUACAGUUUCAUGUGCAGCUAUAACAGUGUAAAUGGCAUCCCUGCUUGUGCUAACUCCUAUCUCUUGACCGAUGUUCUGAGGAAAGAGUGGGGGUUCAAAGGUUAUGUAGUCAGUGAUCAGAGAGCACUAGAGCUGGAGGAAAUCUCGCACAACUACACCACAUCAUAUCUGGAAACUGCUGUAAAGAGCCUCAAAGCAGGGUGCAACCUGGAUUUGGGACAUAAUCUGCCUGCUGUAUAUGAUUAUCUUACAGAAGCGGUUCAACUUGGCAUGCUAACCAUCAAAGACCUUCGAGACAGUUUGUCUCCUCUUUUCUACACCCGCCUACGUCUUGGUGAGUUUGACCCGGUGGAUCUCAACCCCUAUGCCCAGCUCAAUGCGGAUCAAGUUGUACUGUCACCUGAACACCAACAACUUGCAGUGAAGGCUGCCCUCAAGAGCUUUGUGCUUAUCAAGAAUGAGAGGAACGCUCUGCCAAUAGAGGGCAUCAUUCAAACUCUAGCAGUAGUAGGACCUUUUGCCAAUAACUCCAUCCUCCUCUUUGGUGACUACGCACCAGAGCCUGACCCUCGGUUUGUUACCACGGUCCUAGAAGGUCUGUCACCAAUAGCAACCAAGACCAAGGAUGCCUCUGGAUGUCCGGAUCCUAAGUGUGAAGCCUACGAUCAGCAAGGUGUCCUGAAUGCUGUGACGGGAGCAGACAUUGUGGUUGUUUGUUUGGGAACAGGGAUUGGUAUUGAGAUGGAAGGUGUUGACAGACGUGACAUGUUGCUUCCAGGCAAACAAGAACAACUCCUUCAAGAUGCUGUACGCUAUGCCUCAGGGAAACCAGUUAUCCUUCUUCUUUUCAACGCUGGACCUCUUAACAUCACUUGGGCCAUGUCCAGCCCUUCAGUUCAAGCUAUUGUAGAGUGUUUCUUUCCUUCCCAGGCAACGGGUGUGGCUCUAAGGAUGAUGUUCCAGAAUGCCCCUGGCUCAAACCCUGGGGGCAGGCUUCCUUCCACCUGGCCCGCUAUGGAUGCUCAGAUCCCACCAAUGGAGAAUUAUUCCAUGGAUGGGCGUACCUACCGCUAUUUCUAUGGUGACCCUCUCCUUCCAUUCGGCUAUGGUCUUUCGUACACGUUGUUCAACUAUUCUGAUCUGAUGGUGACACCUACUGCCAUACAACCAUGCCAGAAUGUUACAGUUAAGGUGACAGUCAAGAACAUUGGGAAUUACACAGGAGAUGAGGUGAGGAAUACUUGUAAUCUUAGAUCUCUGCUGCUGAGUUGUUGAGCUUUUAUCUCUUUGGAGUUGGGCCUUGAAAACAAAACAAGAGGAAGAAAUCAAUGAAUUUGUCUUAUUUUCUUGUUAACUUAUUUGGGAAUACAUUCAAAUACUAUAUUUGGUCAUUUGGAGAUGUGUUCAUUUGGAGAAGGGUGAUUCUUUACUUUGCCCAGGUCACCCACAUUUGGCAAUCCUCAGAUUAUACCAUAUCGAAUGUGCACACACUCAACUUCUUUCAAUUGUUAGCUUGAAUCAAUGCAAUCCUGAGAUGUCUUCACAGUGAUUGCAUAUUAUUAUCUUUUCCUUUGUUUCACUCUUUGUUAUUCAUCCCCCUUUUCUUCCCUUUUAUCAACUACUUAUUCUUUCUCUCUUGCUACCUCUGUAUCCCACCUUUUAUAAUAUAUAACAGACAGUGACCAAACUCGAGGCUUCCAAAAGUAGAAAGUCUCUUGGGUAAUAGUAGUACAGCUUUUUUUUCUGCACCAUGUAGCAAUGUUUGAAAGUAAAUGUAUGAAGAAAAUAAAAUCAAUUCCUUCUAAUUACUUAAAUUCCCCCAGACCCUCUCUAUUUGGGAAAGAAAAUGAUUAUUUUUAACCUUAAAAUCUUGUGUCAGUAUUUUGGACGGCCUCUUCAUUAAAUGAAGUGUUCUUUGACCAAUUGUCACAAAGGUGUUAUGAACCUGUUUCUCUUUUUGGGGGGAUAAAAUGACUUUUUGUAUUAAUAACAAGAUAAUGAAUAGUGUAAUCUCGCAUCAAAUCCAUCCUAUCUAUCUAUCUACCUAUCUAUAAAAUAAGGCAUUAUGUCAUAUCAGGGGAAUUGGAAACAAGUAAAUUGUAGCCAUGCUGUUUCACUCUUGUGAAUAUUUAACUUGUGUUAAAAAUUAUAUUGCCCUUUUACAACAAAAAUCAUGUUACAAACUAGAAUGAUUAGUUUGAUUGCCAACUGAUGGUGAUAAGUUUAAGCAUAUAGAACUGAAAUAGAAUGAAAGAGGAAGGCCCAAUAUCAGAGCAUUAGUAAUACAUCUUUCUUCACCCACUUGAAGUGAUAAGAUCUUUGAGAAUGACUUUAAGCUCAAAAUAAAUAUACUGACGGAAAAAAAUGUGAUGCAUGUUCCUUUCACAGAUAAAUAGAU